AUGAGGAUUUGGGCACCCAAUCUACGGUGCGGCAAAGCAGAGAAGAUCGUUCAGCUUCUGAACCGCUUUCGACCAGAACUUUCCCCCUACGAAGAUGUGUACAAGCGAAUACACCAGAAUCCGGAGCUGUCGCGUCAGGAGCUGCAAACCUCCAGGAUUGCCUCGGACCAUCUCAGAGCACUAAACUUCUCGGUACACGAAGGUAUAGGAGGCUAUGGGGUUGUUGGCGUGCUUGACAACGGGCCUGGCCGCACCAUUCUCCUCAGGGCCGAGCUCGACGCCCUUCCUGUACUGGAGAAAACGGGUCUCCCCUAUGCCAGCAGGAAGCUCAUGGUCGACACGGACGGAAAGGAAAAACCGGUCAUGCACGCAUGCGGGCAUGACAUGCACAUUGUAGCCCUCAUGGGAGCUGCUGCGCUUCUCCAUGCCGCCAAGGAACAUUGGCAGGGACGCUUGCUCAUUCUAUUUCAGCCCGAUGAGGAACGUGGUGGCGGCGCGCGUGCGAUGGUAGACGGCGGUUUGUAUGGUCUAGAGGGUGUUCCCAAACCGGACUUCGUCCUCGCCCAGCACAUUGUCAACAACAAAGUUGGAACUCUCCAGAUCGGUUCAGGCUACUCGCUAGCGGGCAAAAGGACGUUUCGGAUCACCAUACCGGGAAGGGGAGGGCAUGUUGGUUCUCCUCAGGACUGCAUCGAUCCUGUCAUCACCGCUUGUCAUACUGUCGUUCGCCUCCAGACGAUCGUCAGCCGCGAGAUCAAUCCCAAUGAUACGGCCAUCGUCACUUGCGGGAGUAUUCGUGCUGGAGAUACGCCAAACGUCAUUCCCGACAACGCCGAGCUUACUGUCGAUGUCAGAGCGUACUCCCCUGAGGUACUAAGCAAGGCAGUCCACGCCGUCAAGAGGAUUGUGAAGGCGGAGUGUGAUGCGUCCGGCGCUGAGGCAGAGCCGGAAAUACGAGAGAUUGAACAUGUUCCGCCGCUAAUCAACGACCUAAGAGCCGUCAGCCCAGUCGAAGAACAGUUCAAGGCAUUCUUCGGUGAACAUUCAGUUGAAGCCAUGAAACCCGACAUGGCGAGCGAUGAUUUCUCAAUCCUGGCUCCCGUCGGCGUUCCGUACGCCUACUGGACACUUGGCAGCACAGAUCCACGAGUCUGGGAUGGGUUUGAGAAGGAUGGAAGACUACAUGAACUGCCUGGGAACCACUCGCCACUGUUUUCACCUGUCAUUGAACCUACCUUGAAGCAUGGGAUUGAGGCUCUAGAGACAUUGGGUGGAAAGAAUGAGGGGCAGCCCAACGUCGGUGUUUCGGUCGAAGUCCUGGGCGACGACGAGGCCAAAGUCCUCGAUGGCGCGGGCGUCAAGCGAGUUGGUGAACCAGAAGAGGACCUGUAUUAUCACUCCUCCCAGCGCACUUUCUUAGUCCAGCUCAUUUUCCCAAACAUUUCACCCGUCCCACCAUUCGCCUGCAGAUUUAUGUCUAGUCACCGGACAAGUGAGCACAUCCUGGCCGCCCAGUUGGCCUUUCACUAG
Messenger RNA from Thyridium curvatum, 1530 nucleotides. RefSeq lists its product as uncharacterized. The record is from RefSeq and is a predicted model, not a curated record. NCBI's taxonomy places the organism in Eukaryota, Fungi, Ascomycota, Sordariomycetes, Thyridiales, Thyridiaceae. The transcript is spliced from 2 exons. The coding region runs from base 1 to 1530 and encodes 509 amino acids. Gene Ontology annotation, molecular function: hydrolase activity.